AACGUCUAUGACCAGUGCAAGAAUGAACUGACGAGCAUUUUUGCAGCGAUGUAUCCACCGCGACGGUGUCGGCUGGUAGCUUUGGCCAAAUUAGAAUGGAACAAAAAUUAGGAUCUGCCUGUCGAUCUACAAUGAUCGACUACCCAGUAUGAAGAUCUUAGCCAAUACGUAGAUGUCUGUCGAUGAUCUCGAGUGGCUGUAAAUCUGAUGUUUCUUCUCCCAUAGCAUUAGCAAUGCAAAAAUAAAGCGAGGUUCUCAGUGAUAGAAUCCAAAACUCUGCGGCUGCGGUCUGGCAGUGUGUUGGUUUCAGAUUGUGAUCACCCUUGGAACAAGUUCAAAGUCCUAGUUCCGCAGCACGCAAGAACGAUGAAAUGGAAGAAAACCUCCAUGAGGAAAGAUCGUCUAGUCUUUUAUAUUUAUUCUGAAAUUUCGCAAAAAGUGUGAGUUUCUAAUUGAUUCUGGUGAGAUCAUUUCUGCGCAGCGAACCAUAUCUGGGUAGUACGACCGACGUCCCCACACAAAGAACCUGACCCCUAGUACCGCAUUGUGAAAUUGACUUGUAAAAACUGCCUUGCGUAUUUUCCUUCAACGACCACGCGAACGCGCAUCAACUAUUUGUCUUUUGUAAUCACACUGCAACCUACUCAACGACGUCUGCUGUUUACACGUUCUCAACAUAGUAGCUCCUCGCAAAAUAUUCACAAACAUGAAGAUCGACAUAUCCGAUCCCGCAAUCCAUGCGGAGCAGGAAGAUCUGCAAAUAGAGCACGACAAGCGAUUGAAUCCGCAAACGGUGACGAAGCAGGAAGCCACCCGAGUUAUUGCGGAGGUGGAGCAACUUUUCUUUUCCGUUUCAACGCUUGGGGAUGGUGUUGAGUUCUUACCAGUAGAGUCUAUCGAGUUCUAUUUACUCAACGACCUGGGCUACGCAGACUCGGACGAAUUUGAAGACGCACUUGGCGGGACAUUUUUGGAGUUUAUGAAGCACCAAAUGCCUAACUGCACCGUGUGGUAUAGCGAUGCUAGAGAAUUUCUUUUUUGCAUUGUUGAGUCUCUCGUUAUUUUGUCCACAAGGUCAAUUUCUCAGACUCUUCUUGCACGAUUGCGACUGUAAUUUCCGUCAGAUUCAAUCUCGCAUUUCUUCAAAACUCCAGGACUAAUCCCGACACCGGUAAGGAGGUAUUCAAAAUAACCCCGAAGGAGCGCAAGGAGGGCCGCAGACUAAAAUUUAAGAUCGAGACCGGGGAUGACCUACUCCAAAACACGUUCGUGUUCGCAGCGUACCCCGCGCUAGUCUCCAUUCCCGAGGCGGAAUUCGAGAUCCAGGGGGCGGAAAAGCCCGCAAGGGACACCCUGUAUAACCAUAUCAGCACUGCUAUCAACAACCUGGAGCAGCACGCGAGCGGCCUCUCCCACGCCAAGGACGAGUCGAACAAGAAGCAGGGCGCAGCGAUCUUUGCCGCAGUGGAAGAGUUGCGCGGGUUUCUGGACGUAAACCAGCCGUUCACUUGGAUGGUGUACGAUCCCGAGGGCCAGUGCGAGAUCGACAACGAAAGAGUAGAAGUCUUGCCCUUGGAGGAAGCCACGGGGGAACAAAACGAGUUUUGAUGUUGUUGGUCCAUUUCUAUUUUGGCAGUAUCUGUGCAGAACAGCGCGUGGUAUUGUCGAAAGCGAAUGGUGCCUACGGAUCAUGCGACAUAUUAGAUUACCGCACAAUAGAAGACUCUACGCAAAGCAACAUCGGAACAAGAUCAAGAACACAAUCAUGGAGUAAAUGGCGCACAGUUUUUCUGAAAACCUCUGAUGUUCUACUCUAGACCGAUGGUUGUAAGUUGUAGUGCGUCAGAUCGUCGCAAUGCGUUUUUAUUUCGAGGAG
Messenger RNA from Amoebophrya sp. A120, 1876 nucleotides. NCBI's taxonomy places the organism in Eukaryota, Dinophyceae, Syndiniales, Amoebophryaceae. The record is from the annotation of a GenBank genome assembly.